This is a messenger RNA of Naegleria lovaniensis, 1479 nucleotides long. RefSeq lists its product as uncharacterized. The transcript has a single exon. The record is from RefSeq and is a predicted model, not a curated record. Bases 1 to 1479 code for a protein of 492 amino acids. NCBI's taxonomy places the organism in Eukaryota, Heterolobosea, Eutetramitea, Acrasida, Naegleriidae.
AUGGCAACACCUCCUCCACCGCCUCCCACUCUCUCAACCUCUUCGGAAUCCACUCAACGCAACAAGAAAAAAUUAAAUUUAUGUAUUCAAUCCAGUGAUGAUCAUGAUGAUGCUAAUACUGUUCAUUCCGAUCAAAACGUCCAAUCCAAAAAACGAGUUCAAUUCAUCUCUCAUUUUCAUCAUGAUUUAUUAUUUGUAAAGAGCGGAAUGGUGUUUUUAGAUUCAAACAAUGUAUUGACUCACUCACCGUGCGUGAUGUCUUUUGGUGGAAUUUAUAACUUUAAUGUGAUUGGCAAUGAAAUGUUUUAUUUGGAUUUAGAACCGAAAGAAACUUUGAUUGGCAAUGAACAAAAUUGUGAUGAAAUUGAACAGAAUGAUGAAAAGCAUCGAAGGAAAGACAAAUAUCAUGCAUUAUUUCAAUGGAAGAAAUUAGAAAUUGAAAAGAACGAAAGAAAUUUGAGACAUUGGCCUUUACCUGACAUUCAUUACGCGAUGGAAUAUGUUCCUUCCCGACAAUGGAUUGUUUUGGCAAAAAAUAAUUAUUUAUUUGUUCUUUGUUUGAAAUCAUUGAAGUUUCAUGCCAUCGAAUUGAGAAAUGUGUAUGCAGAUGAUUUUGAUUUGUUUCUAUGGAAGGAUCAAUAUUUGUUUUUCACACAAAAUCAAUCGUAUUUUCAAUAUCACUUGAUGAAAAUAGAAUUGAAAGAAAUUGAGAAGGAAAUGGAAUAUUGUGAUCUACAUGAACGGGUAGGGCGUUUAAAAUCCAUGAAUAAUUAUUCCUUUCAUUGCCUUUAUACCUCUAAAAAAUCAGUGGUUUUAGCCAGUAUUCAAAAGAAAGCCAAGUUACUCUUCACAGACGAUGAAAAUUCCAAAACUUCAAAUGACUUUAAUUUAUGGGUAUUUGGAGGAAAAAAAGACGUAUCCAAUGAAUAUCGGUCCAUUCGAGUGUUGAACAUGACAACAACGUCCACCACAAAUUUCAUGACGAGAGUGCAUGAAUUUCCAGUGCAUGAUGUUGACAAUCAUUACAGAACCAAUUCAUACAUGGCAUUAAUUCCAAACAAGAAUUUAGAAAAUAAUUGUGACCAGCAGCAACGAGUGUCAAUGUUGCUGAGCCAUGUCGAAUCGAUGAAUGGAGUAGAUCGAAUUUUCUUUCAUAUUGCCCAUGUCGACCGAACAAGCUCUACAAAUUCCACAAAUUCGAGCAAGCACAAGAAUUUCGAACUUGAGCGAUUAGUAUUUAACAACAUUCCAGUACCACCUUCCAUUCAAAAAUGUGUAUUUCGACCCUUCCUUCAUUGUUAUUAUGACAAGUAUGGUCAUCGAAAAGGAAUUUACAUUGUGAAUAGUCAUGUCAUGUAUUUUAUUCAUUUGGAUUAUGAGUCAGUGAGUUUUUGUUUUCAAUGGAAGAUUUUGUUGAACAAUGAAACACAUGCUUUGAGUGAUAUUGAAAUAAUCACCCAAUCCAUUGUGUAUUUAUGA